Molecule: messenger RNA, 2193 nt
Organism: Hyposmocoma kahamanoa
Lineage: Eukaryota; Metazoa; Arthropoda; Insecta; Lepidoptera; Cosmopterigidae
Product: transmembrane and TPR repeat-containing protein 1-like
Exons: 14
Coding region: 1-2193 (730 amino acids)
Biological process (GO): protein O-linked glycosylation via mannose
Molecular function (GO): protein binding; mannosyltransferase activity
Source: RefSeq, a predicted model, not a curated record
AUGCCUCGGAAACAAUUACCCGCGCCCCCGCGCUCCCUCGACUCGCCCCCUUCGACACUAAACUACGCUCUAUGUGGUCUAUCGCCGUGGUGGUGGCACGCGUGCAACGCGGUGCUCCACGCCGCGUGCUGCGCAUUAGUAGCGCGCGCAGCUGGCGUGCUGGCGCGCCUGCACCGCCCGUUCGCUGCCCUCGCCGCGCUCUUGUUCGCAGUACACCCCGUGCAUACAGAAGCUGUAGCGGGAGUAGUCGGUAGAGCAGACGUGCUGGCCUGCGUGUUCUUCCUCUCAUCACUGCUCCUCUACCACGGGAGUUCCGGGCGUCAGCGCGUGUGGGCGAGUGUGGUCUUGGCGGCGCUCAGUAUGCUGGCAAAGGAGACAGGCCUCACAGCUUUGCUGUUCAAUAUCGCCUUUGAUCUCUAUCGCUGCUGGACUGGAUCCAGAACGUCAACUGGAGUGAAGUGGCGAUGGAAAAACGACUGUGUGUGUGGGCCUGUAAGCCGCGCUUUGUUAGCACUGGCGAUGCUAGUGGGUAUCCGGCUGGCAUUACUACAUGGCUCGUUACCCGCCUUCUCACCGCAAGACAACCCACCGGCCUUUCACCAAUCCUUCGUUGUAAGGUUAAUGACAUUCUGCUACUUAGCAGCAUUUAACUGGUGGCUACUACUGUGCCCAUGGUCUCUGUCGCACGACUGGCAGAUGGGUUCGGUGCCCCUCGUUACCAGCGGCUGGGACCCUCGGAACCUACUCACUGGAGCAGCGCUGAUAGCUCUUCUUGCAUUGAUUUAUAGAUGCAUUUUAGAUCUUGAGCCACAACGACACACGCCCGCAGUAGUGGGGCUUCUUUUGCUAGUGAUCCCGUACCUGCCAGCUUCCAAUUUACUCGUCACUGUCGGGUUCGUCGUUGCCGAAAGAGUGCUGUACAUACCCAGUGUGGGAUCAGUCCUACUGACGGUAUAUGGAGUGCAGCUUAUCUGGCGACGUUUCGUUGGAGGACGGCGGCUACUAGUGCUAAGUGUAGCCCUGCUCGUGGCCACCGACGCUGCGCGUACGCUCCUGAGGAACAAAGACUGGCAUACUAGAGAAACUCUGCUUAGAGCGGACCUGACAGUGAUGCCACACAAUGCGAAGCUGCAUUACAAUUUUGCCAACUUCCUAAAAGACACCGAACAGCAAGAAAGCGCCAUCAAACACUACCAAGAAGCACUAAGGUUGUGGCCCAGCUACGCCAGUGCGCACAAUAACCUAGGCACCCUGGUGGUCUCCACUGGCAAGGCCGAACACCACUUCCUACAAGCGCUCAAAUACAAUAGGGAUCACGUUAAUGCUCAUUACAACCUCGCCAAAUUGUACCGUAAGAAGAACCGCAUGGCGGAGUCCAUGCGCAUGUUGGAGCGCUGCAUCGCGCUUGAGCCGCGGUUCGUGCAGGCGUAUCUGGAGCUGCUGUUUCAGGUACGCCUGCGCGAACAAGAUAUGACGUCCGAAGAAGACAAGCGCUGGAUAUUUCACAAGUUGCUGGAUCUCGAACCGAACAACUGGGAACACUAUCUGCUGUACGGUAGCUGGCUCAAGAACAGGGGUCUACUACCCCUGACAUUAGAACAGGUGACGAUAGCAUUGCGGCUCUCGUUUGCGGGCGAGGUGAAAGGGCGGGCGCCCUCCGUCCGGGCCGCGUGUCUCGCACUGAGGGCGAAGGGGCAGAGGGCUCGGAUACAGCAGUUACUCACUCGAUGGCACGCAGUGCGCGAUGACGGACAGCCGUUCAUGCGGCGACUACUGGCGGCGCGUGCGUGGCGCCUACGCACCGAACUCGAAGGUCGCGCCGCGCGUUAUGAUCGGACUGUAGUGCACUCGAUGACAUCGACGUGCCUCCACCAUAGUCAUUUAGAAAUCGCUGCUGAUGCCUACAAACAUCAAAGUAACAACGAAAUCGAGUCUAGGACUUUUCAGUACAAAAGUGUUGUGUGCAGUGGCUCAGCAGCCAAGAGUGUUGUCGACAAAAUAACAACGAACAGUUGCCAAAAACCCAAUGAAUACACCAAAAAGAGCGUGUCAAUACCCGCACACUACAAACCUACGCAUAACAAAUCUGAAACUGGGCAUAAACAAAAAAGUUGUCCAUUACAUAAAAAGAAGAAAAUAAAAGAUGAAACAUUCGCUCCUUUUGUCUCAGACCAUUUGAUAAAGACUUACUAA